Schistosoma mattheei is the source of this 864-nucleotide messenger RNA. Lineage: Eukaryota; Metazoa; Platyhelminthes; Trematoda; Strigeidida; Schistosomatidae. The record is from the annotation of a GenBank genome assembly.
AUGACAGUAAUGGCUGGUGGUGUACCGAUUUAUGUACCACUUCGACCGCAAUUAGAUGAUGGUGAAGAAUUAAUCAGUGAUUGUUGGAAAUUAGAUAUCAAAGAAUUGGAAUCGAAAAUUACUUCAAAAACUAAAGUGUUACUAUUAAACACACCACAUAAUCCUUUGGGUAAAGUAUUUAAUAGAGAAGAAUUGGAGAGUAUCGCGGAUGUAUGCAUUCGUCAUAAUUUGGUGUGUAUUUCAGAUGAAGUUUAUGAAUGGUUAGUAUUUCCGCCUAAUCAUCAUAUUAAAAUCGCCUCUUUGCCUGGUAUGUGGUCACGUACCCUGACUAUUGGAAGUGCUGGCAAAACAUUCAGUGUAACCGGUUGGAAAUUAGGUUGGACAAUUGGACCAGCUAAUUUAAUACAGGCUAUGCAAUUACAUCAACAAAAUACUGUGUAUACAUGUCCAACUCCUUUACAAGAAGCUGUUGCACGAAGUUUAGAGAUUGAAUUACCAUUAUUGAAUACACAUGAAUCGUAUUUUAAUGAGAUGUGUGGAUUGAUUGAACCGAAAGGUCGAAAUAUGGUUAAGAAAUUGAAUGAAAUAGGAAUGAUAGCAGUAAGACCCACUGGAGGAUAUUUCCUCGUGGCAGAUAUCUCCAAAUUGCAUGUCCCAUCGAAUGAAUUGGAUAAAAAUGACUCAUUAUCGUAUGAUGUCAAAUUUAAUAAUUGGAUGAUGCAAAAUAAAGGUGUUUCUGCUAUUCCAAUGAGUGUGUUUUAUUCAACAUCUAAUCAACAUCUUGGUUCAAAAUAUUUACGAUUCUGUUUUUUCAAAGAAGAUUCAACAUUGAAUUCGGCAUAUGAAAUUUUGAAGAGAUGGUAA